UUAGUUAGCCAAAGAACAAAAAGAAAGAAAAGGAGAUCCAUGAUGGGUAGCUCCCAUUUCUCCCACCUCCCCUCACUUCAACCCACGUAAUAACUCUAUUUUUCGUAUUAAGAGAGAGAGAGAGAGAGAGAGAGGAGAAGAAGAGAACAAGGAAAGAAAACCAUUAACAAUCUAUUCGUCUCCCCCAUUAUCUCUCAACUGUGAAUGGAUGAUAGGGAUGGAAACAGAGAUGCAGCGACUGGAGGUUGCCAUGAUAAUGACGAGGUCUAGCAGCCAGGCCAACAUCGACGGCUCCAGCAGCGAGCUCAGGUACACCAGCCUCAAGGACAUCCUCCAGCCCGACUCCCCCACCUACCGCUCCUCCAACGCCGGUGGCACAGCCAUCUACGGCGGUGGCAACGGCAGCCGCGGCGGUGGUCACGCUCCGAUCCACGAGGUCUACGCUUUCAAUUCUUCAGCCAUCGGCAUCCGCAACCAGCUGGUGAAGCACGCGGCAUCGGCCUACCUCCAGUCUGCGGCGAUCCUCGCCACCCGCAACCAGAACUGCCUUACCCGGCUGUGGCAGCGCCUCCGGCGGCGGCACGUGUCGGUGAGCUGGCAGGGGUGCAUGCGGGACCCGUUCGAGGUGUGCGUCGGGUUCAUGGCAAGGUCGGUGAGGCGGGCGCUGGCCUGCAUCGCCGGCUACGUCGGCGGGGUCCGGGCCAGGGCCGGGUCAGGGCGAACGCUCAUCCCCUGAAGAUUUUAACGUCAUGAAAGAGAGGCGUGGACUACUCUUCUGUUGCAACGCUUUUAACGUGAGAUAGUUAACGCCUCCCUUGUAAUGCCCGAGUGAUUUUCUAAUACGUACAUGUCAGUGUAUUUUAUAUUAUCCUUCUUCCUUAAUUUCUUUCUUACUUUUUGUAUUUUUGGUGUUCACCUGCUAGGAUUGCUACCAUAUUUGUUGAUGUGUUAUGUUUUGUUGUGAUAUAAGCAAGUUUUGAAA
Elaeis guineensis (African oil palm) is the source of this 982-nucleotide messenger RNA. RefSeq lists its product as uncharacterized. Lineage: Eukaryota; Viridiplantae; Streptophyta; Magnoliopsida; Arecales; Arecaceae. The record is from RefSeq and is a predicted model, not a curated record.